AGUCGCGCGCCCUCGCGGCUCGCUCCACGUAGCGGCGCCUACCGCUUCACGCGAACCCCACCACGCCGGGAAACAUAGCUGAGACAAACUAUUUAAGAGAACACCCCCCUGAAUCCCUCUGAUAAUAUACUCCCCGUAACUGUGAUACUUUAACAAUCGAACACCGAGUCAUGCGGGCGCGGACGAAACCGCGAAUACAGCCUCCCUCUCCGCGCCGACACAGAUCCUCGCUAUUAUGAGAGACGCUGACGGCGUGCCUGAUACUAGUACAAAAAUGUUCGACAUGUCAAUUCAAGAGGUCAACGGUAAAGGCCCUAAGAAACGGAAAAAGUCUUUAGAGCACAUCUGUGAUAAAGAUCAGCCUCUACUAAACGAAGUACAGCCAGAAAAGGAAAGGGAAGAAAAAAAUGGGGCAAGUGCUAAGGUUUCUGUUACCCGCGAAGGUGUCGAGCUGCUCCACUGGCGAGAUAUGCCGCAGCAUCUGCAGUUCAAUCCCUAUGUACUGACGGGGUACCGACCGCUGCAAAGCUGGACUGGAUGCGUACGCAGUCUGUUCUAUUUCCAUAACGAAACGAUUAAUAUUCUCACACAUGGUAUAUCCUUAGUCUACAUAUUGGCCGUCCUACCCGGCUUGCUACCCUGGGGAAGCGGCAGUGGAGGUGCCGGAGCAUGGUUCUUAUCGCUAUGUCAUCUCCUCGGAGCCCUCGCACCCUGGUGUGGCUCGUUCCUGUACCAUUUGUUCAUGAACCACACGCAAGGCGCCAGUCUGUAUCAUCGGCUGUUGCAGCUGGACAUGCUGGGCAUCUGGGUCAGCCAGAGUAUCGGAGCCAUCCCGAUGGUGACGGCGACGGUGUACUGCGCGCCCGCUCCGCUGCGGUACGCCACGCUCGCCGUCUACUGCCUCGGCAGCCUGCUGGGUCUCUACAAAGCAAUGCGAGCAUGGUCGCCUUGGGAGCGUAGAUUAUGCUUCGCCGCACCGUUCUGCAUGCGACUCCUGCUGGCCGGGGCUAGGGCGGCGCGACUGGGCGGCGGCGACCCCCACGCUAUCCUGCACGUCUUCUUACAAGAUGCAGUAUCUUUAGGCGGGGGAGUGAUCGGUGCCAUGCACAUUCCGGAGAAGUGGUUUCCCGGGGCGGUGGACCGCUGCCUCAACUCGCACAACAUCAUGCAUGUACUCGUUGUGCUUGCCGUGUACUCCAUGCACCAGGUAACAACGAAGGACCUGGCAUGGAUGUCUCGUAUAGAUUGCCGCGCGCCGCUGCGAAAUCUUUGACGCAUACCGCCUUUAAACAUUGCCACUGUCUGAUUCCUCACUCAUCGCUCCACAUGUUAAUACCAAUUUCAUCGUGAUAAUGAUAAUGAUUUCAACCGCAGGCUGACACCGACAAUAGAAGCAUGUUAGUGAUGUAGAAUAUACACGUUAAUACGUCAUGUGACAACCAUGACGUCAUUGCUCUCUGCAAAAGAUUUUCUGCUCUUCCUUAUCUUGAACUCUGUUUCUACUCGCAACGAGAGAGGACUCUUUUAAACCGGAAAGUGACCGCUUUAAUGCUGGGCAUAGCGGCAUAGCCAAUAUUAGCUUAUAUUAUUUAGAACUAUAACACUUUCUCCAUCUCAUUAGGAGGUUAACUUUUGUAAGCACAUUUCUAUUAGGGAAACGAAACAAUCUGCCUCUUAAAUUUAUAUUCAAAAACAUAUCCACACGCACUUUUUAGUGAUUGCAUUGCAAAAUACUGUUUCAAUUAAAUAUACUUAGUAUGAAUAAAAUAAGAAAAAGACUUUGAUUUGAAGAUUUAAUGUUUAAAUAAGUUUUAAUAUUGAAAACUUACAAUAUGUAGUUAGUGGACAAUAUAAUGGCCUAUUUCUUUUUGGUUAUCCUCAAACAGAUUCGUGAUAAACCCUUUUUAAUUGUUGAUAAUAUAAAGUCACACUCAAAUCGUAUAUAAAUAGUGAUCGGUUAUUAAUAGGUAUAAUUAUUAAAGUAGAGAUAAGAUAACGAGUACAAUUAAAUUAUAUUGUCUUAAGCGAUGUUAAAUGAGAUGAGAAGAGAGCAAUGUUCGGUGCUUCGUUGCAUGAUGGAAUCCAAGAUAAGAGUGUAUUUAAAAUAAAACGUGUUACUGUCAUUUAUUGAAUUAGCAAAUGUAAAUGGCAAUGAUCAAGAUGAACUAAAUGUAAGAUUGCAGCUACGCACUGAAAGCUAAAAGCAGCACUGCCUUCAUCCAGGGCUUUAAUUCCCUAUAAUAUACAAAUCUUAACACACUCAUAAGUCGUAACUGCAAUUUGUGAUCUAACAAGAGGUGUCAAACUAAGUUUGGUAAAAGGUUUGAUAAAGUCAAUUCACAACGUUGCACGAAGCUGCACGCUGUUUGGGUUUGGCACUUGAUCCCGGCGGAUCAGUGGCAAAGUUCCACGUAGCAGGCGUCUUCCGAUCGAGAUUGUGAUGAUGAUGAUGAUGUGAUGUGUGACGCUAAUCAAAAACCUUCCGUAGGCUUACUUCGAUUAGUUUUAAUUAUAUUCACUAAGCAUUCUCCUAGAAAUCGCCCCCUUGAUGAUAUUAUUCUUAAGGAUAUAAUUGAUACGCUUUGUAAAUUUGAAGGCAUACCUACCUAAUUAUGUAGGAUUAAUAGAGGAAAAGCAAUCGAAGAUGUUUUAAGUAGAGGUUUCCCACAUAUUAUUUGGACUGAUGGUAUGUAUGAAAACACCAUAAUAUUCGAAAAUAUUGUUACCGUCUAUUAUAGUUGUGGCCAUAUUAAUUUCUUUCUUUCUUUUUAGUGAAUUUACUACAUUUUUCUACUUUGUUCUUCUUCUUCUUAUUUUGUAUAAUGGCUUUUAGUAGUGCCACACCAGCACUUCUACUUUGUUGGUUUCUGGUUCUACUGUUCUAGUAGCCGGAUAACCAUUACUGUAAAUGAAAUCCUUAACAUUAUUUUUCGAUAUUGUUUUUCUGUAUAAAUAAGGAUUUCACGCUCGCUUCUCUCACGCAAGCUGAGCAUGAUGUACUUUUAAUCAUUUGAGAAAAAAUAUUUCCAAGGUUUAACUUACUAACGUAAGUCAUAAUAGGUGAUAUGGAGACGUAGAGAAUUUGAAAAUAAUAAUUACAAAUUGGGACAGCGAGGGGUGCCACAAUGGUAUCUCGCACCACCAGCAAAAUUGACUAACAAAGACGUGCAAGCCUCCAGCAUACGUUUUCGACAUUCACGAGUAGAUUUUGGAAGGCGGCCACGCCAUUUGGACGAUUGGAAACUCCAUGAAUGCCCAUCUUAAGGCUCUGUAACAUUUGCAUUUUCAACUUAUCCCUAUUAUCAAAAUACACCUUUGUCACAUGAACCAAUAAGACCAGCCUUAGAAAUUCUAACUUUGUAAAGAAAUCAAACGGUCACUUUUACGCACUGUAACAGCCGGUUCUCAUUUGUCGUCUGUCGGCCUGGAUUUUAAUCUGAUGUUCCACACUUGUCUGAAACCGAUUUUGUGUCAAAAUGUUUUGUCACUGGAACAUCCGACAGCCGACAAGUGGGAACGGGCUGUUAUAAUGAAUACUCACGAUAAUCAUGGUUUACAAGUACCUAUUUAUUGAAGAUUGAAUAGGUAUAGAUUAUUUAUGUAUUGUAAAAAUAGAUACAUUAUAUUCAUUAAAUUAUAUCUAUUUCUGCAACAGGUAUUGCAUCACCCUCUUGUCUCGAACACAGCACGAUGAUCAUGAUUUUAAUAAGAAAUAAGUAUUACUUAAUUGAUAAUAAAGUAUUAUUGUCAAUGAUGAUUAUUCCAUUUCGACUCGUAUAAAUAUACUUAUUUGUAUUACGUUUAUAUAUUAUACUUGGACCUAAAACAAAAACCACCUAUAUAAAAUAAAGGUAUUAUAAAUUAUACCCAAUUUAAUGAAUAAAUAUAUACAUAUAUCAUAAAUAUCAUGACUGUAUCAUAAUAUAAUCAUACAUUUCUAUUGUUUAUGGGAAGUUAUUUCAUCUAAUAACAUAAAUAAAGGUCAUUAACCUAUUAAAUUAACUCUCAGAAUUGUAAAAAAUGUUGUGCAAGUGAAGCUUGAUAUUUAUCGAUACUUAAUAUUAUUAUGAAAGCUGUCGAACCCUUAUCAUACACGUGUCAUACAAGGCAUCAUUUAUGGUCGACAUAUUUUAUAUAUUUUAUUGUUAUUAUUGUGUUAUUCUGAUCUAAUGCACGUAGCAAUAAAAUUAAUUGUAAUUUGUACCUACCCACAGCAAAUAAAAUACGCUAGAUUAGAUUUUAUGUGAAAGAGAAUUCUAAUAAUAAUAAUUUUUAUCAUUCUUUUCUUUUAGAUGACAACAGUUCUUAUUAUAUUAAUGAGAUAUUUUUAAACGCAAAUAGCGUUAAUCCUUAGGAUGUGUAACUAUAUAAUAUAUAUAAAUAUUUUUACAUUUGAGCUUUCAUAAUAAAAUACAUAUAUUGUAAAAUCCAUCACUCCUCAAAGUGAACAAACAAGCGCAUAAAACAGAAGCGCGGUAAAAAAUUUCAUAGGUAUCAAUUGUGGCACAAGGUACAUAACAUAAUCUAAGAAUGUAACAUUUUUAGGUUAUUUUUCUCUAAAUAACAUUACUAUGUUAUAAUAUGUAUUGAUAUGAUAUAUCAUUAUAGUGUUGAUCCAGCUUACUAAAGUAAGUCAGUGGUCAAUAGGUACUCAACCAUAAAAAUGAAAAUGUAAUGUAUAAUUUAAAUGUCAGCUAUAAUUUAAGUAAACCUUCUAUUGGAAGUAUAACAUACUCGAUCGGAGUGUGUCAAUCUAAAAUAAUUAAUAUUAUGUAAGUGAAACUGACAUUAAAAACCUACAUCUCGCUUAAGUUUAACUUAGUAAUUUAUCUACUUCAUUAAAGUAGUUCUAUCGAUAAAUUUUUAGUAGUUAGGUAGUUAACAAGCAAUAAUUAUUAGACAAUUGUUAUGAAAUUUGACAAAAGUAGUGCUGUAGAAAUAUCGAUAAAUAAAAAGAACAUUAAAAUAUUGUUGAAAUUUAAUGCGAUGCGAAUGUAAUUUUUUUUUGCGUGAAUCUACUUUUGUCAAAAUUCUCUUGUUUUGUUUAUUUAUUGUGAUAGUGUUUUAGAUGAUGCCAAGUUUACUUGCGAGUUGAGGUCUUUUUAAUGUUAAAAUCUUAUUAAAUAGAACGCACUUUUAAAAUACCAACGGGUGCGACGCCACGCCGACCUGCCAAAAUAUCUAAAAACACGUUUAAAUUAUUUACUCAUAUUUUUGGAAAUCGAUAUUUUGACUUAAUACAUCAUAUUUACAAUAGAAUUAAAUUAUUUUAUUUAUUAAAAGACAUAAAACAAAAAUAAACAUUUAACAAAGCAACUGUCAUACAUACACACUUAUUCAAUUCAACUAUUUAUCAUAAUUGAUUCAAAAUAGUGAUUUCUAUUAUAUUCUAUAGUAUUAAUGUGUACACAAAUCAUACAAAAUAGCUUAUCUGAAGGUAAACUUUUUUUUAAUUUACUCAUAAAACAUAGUUUUAUGAGUAAAUGCUGGUAAUAUUAAUUUACGUGUAAAAUAUUUCUGAAUUUGACAUUGUUCUUGCAUUCGCUAUAAAUGGUAAAAUAUCCGAAAUAAAACCCAAAAUUAUUAUGUUUACUGAGGUUAUGCGUUUAAACUUUAAAAGCGGUUAAGGUUUAAAAAGGAAACAUAAUAUUGUGAAAUGCAAUUCAAACAAGCCGGCAAGCACUUACGAGCACUAAGAAAUCAUUUAGUUAUUGUAAAAUUUUAAUUAUGCAAGGAAUAAAUAUCUAAUCGACACUUUAUAAUAAAACAGCAUGUGCGCUAAUUCUUAUACGUCAAAUAAAAAUAUCAGAAUCAAGAGAAGUGUAUAAUUGGUGCGCGCUUCUGCAUACAAGAGAAGUUUAUUUCCUAAAUAUGAAUAGUAUUAUUAACUCAUCGAUUUCAAUGUAAUGUAGACCUUUUAUAAAUAAAUUUUUGUCUGUGGUUUACCAGAUUUCACUAAAAAUGUAUAGUUUCAAAGUGACUCGGACUCAGAUAUAUUUUGUUCAAAAAUCCCUCCGCGUCUUAUGGAAUAGUAUAAAAAUCUUUGAGCGCAUGUAACUUUGAAACUACGGAAAUCUGAAGAACCAUAGACACAGAAAUUCAUUUACGAAACGUGUUUACAAAAUUUCAUUGAGUUAGAUUAAAAUAUAAAACCUAUUCAAACGAAUAUAUCGUAUGAAGAUCACUCCAAAUACAAUCCUCAAAAUGAACAAAGGUAAAAAAGUGGAAAAUUCCGCAUAUUAUCGAUAUGAUAUUAACUAAUACAGUCGAUUAAUUUUAUUGUUCUAAACUUGUCCAUUAAGGAAAACUUAUGUGGACAUUUAUGUGAUUCAUUCUACAAAAAUAACCCAAAAACAUUUAAAAAUCAUUUUACGAAGAAAAUAUUUGUGUCACUUGGUUUCAUUGAAUGGAAACCACUGAAUGAUUGGUCCUUUGAAUGAUGCGGUCGGUAAUAUAUUAAACCAUUUUAUUGAAAUUUUGGCUACUUUUUAUAAAACCUUGAGUUUGUAACGAUAGAGUGAUAUUCAAGAGCAAUAUACCAGUAUUUUAAUGUUUUAAUAAUAUGUUUGUCGAUAGUAACCAGUACGAGAGUUGUGUCCACUGGCCGGUACGCAAAUGCAUCGUAUCGGGAUCUAGGAAAAAGGUUAACGAUUUAUUACUGAUUGGAUUCAAACUGUAGACGUUGACGAAAGUAUUAAAGUUUAUUUGAAUUU
Maniola jurtina (meadow brown) is the source of this 6713-nucleotide messenger RNA. Its product is annotated as progestin and adipoQ receptor family member 4. Lineage: Eukaryota; Metazoa; Arthropoda; Insecta; Lepidoptera; Nymphalidae. Gene Ontology annotation, molecular function: signaling receptor activity. The coding region runs from base 236 to 1273 and encodes 345 amino acids. The record is from RefSeq and is a predicted model, not a curated record. Gene Ontology annotation, cellular component: membrane. The transcript has 6 exons.